CACAUGUCACUCUGAACUUGUUUCCCUUUCAAUUCAGGAGUGUGUAAGAGAGGGACGAAUGUUCCCUGUCCUAUCUCAUAAUACUUCAUGUGCAUUUUUGUUCCAUUAUGGGAAGGGUAGACUUUUGAAUUCUUGCAUUAACACUUGUACUUUCAGUCUCUCCUCUAUAACUUCUGGGCUUCUGGCCCAUGUGAACCAUUUAUUGUGUGCUUUUUUCAUUUCAUAAUAUAUCAUUCCAUUCCUCUUUACUCUUUAGCCACCCCAUCUCCUCUUCCUUCCUUCAACAUCUAUCUCACCAACUUUUUCUCUAUUCAACAACAACAACCUAUUAUGCUUGAGCUUAUCUCAUUUUACACUACAACAGUUCCAUCAACUUUGUCAUAUCUCAAUCCCUUCUUCUCGUCCUUCUGAUUUCCAUCUAUUUUCUUGUUCAACAUGGCUACCCUUUUGAAAAUUUUAUCUCUUUUGGUGCUCCUUUUGAUCCCAGUUUCAUGCCAAGUUGACCAGGUUCUCUAUUCUGGAUUCAAGGAUGUAGGUGCCAGUAACCUAACCAUGAAUGGGGUGACUACAAUAGAGCGCAAUGGAAUACUCAAACUGACAAAUGAAUCCAGCAGGUCAAUAGGUCAUGCUUUUUACCCAUCACCUUUUCAACUAAAGAACUCCACAAGUGGUAAAGCUCUCUCCUUUUCUUCCUCUUUUGCUUUUGCUAUUGUCCCUGAAUACCCCAAGCUAGGUGGCCAUGGCUUGGCCUUCACAAUAGCAACUUCUAAGGAUCUCAAGGCUCUACCAAAUCAGUACCUUGGCCUCCUUAACUCAAGUGAUAAUGGUAACUUCUCUAAUCACAUCUUUGCUGUUGAGUUUGACACUGUGCAAGACUUUGAGUUUGGGGACAUUAAUGACAACCAUGUUGGAAUAGACAUCAAUAGCAUGCAGUCCAAUACUUCUGCCAAUGUUAGUUUGGUCGGUCUCACUCUCAAAAGUGGGAAACCAAUUCUAGCUUGGGUUGAUUAUGAUUCUAGAUUGAAUCUUAUAAGUGUUGCACUUUCUCCAAAUUCAUCCAAGCCCAAAACUCCUCUCUUAACCUUUAAUGUGGAUCUCUCACCCGUUUUUCAUGAUACGAUGUAUGUUGGGUUCUCUGCAUCAACUGGUUUGCUUGCUAGCUCCCAUUACAUCUUGGGUUGGAGCUUUAAAAUCAAUGGUCCGGCACCACCCCUUGAUCUCUCUUCUCUCCCACAGCUUCCAAAGCCAAAGAAGAAACAAACAUCUUUGAUAAUUGGGGUUUCUGUCUCGGUUGUUGUUAUUGUCUUAUUAGCCAUCUCUAUUGGCAUUUACUUCUACAGAAAAAUAAAAAACGCUGAUGUGAUUGAAGCGUGGGAGCUUGAAAUUGGGCCACAUAGAUACUCCUAUCAAGAGCUCAAGAAGGCCACUAGAGGUUUCAAGGACAAGGAGCUACUUGGGCAGGGUGGUUUUGGCAGAGUUUACAAAGGAACAUUGCCAAAUUCCAAGAUCCAAGUAGCCGUGAAGCGAGUUUCACACGAAUCCAAGCAGGGCCUGAGGGAAUUCGUGUCGGAAAUCGCCAGCAUAGGCCGGCUUCGCCACCGGAAUUUGGUUCAAUUGCUCGGCUGGUGUCGCCGCCAGGGCGACCUCUUGCUUGUGUAUGAUUUCAUGGCCAAUGGGAGCUUGGAUAAGUACUUGUUUGAUGAGCCAAAGAUUAUCCUAAAUUGGGAGCAUAGGUUCAAGAUCAUAAAGGGUGUUGCUUCAGCUCUUAUGUAUCUUCAUGAAGGCUAUGAGCAAGUGGUGAUACAUAGAGAUGUGAAGGCCAGUAAUGUGCUGCUAGAUUUUGAGCUGAAUGGAAGACUAGGUGAUUUUGGAUUGGCAAGGUUGUAUGAACAUGGUGCCAACCCAAGCACCACAAGAGUGGUGGGUACAUUAGGGUAUUUGGCACCUGAAUUGCCUAGAACAGGAAAAGCAACUACAAGCUCUGAUGUUUUUGCAUUUGGGGCACUUUUGCUCGAGGUGGUUUGCGGGCGUAGGCCGAUCGAGCCUAAGGCGUUGCCGGAAGAGAUGGUGUUAGUGGAUUGGGUGUGGGAAAAGUACAAACAAGGGAGAAUACUUGAUGUGGUGGACCCAAAACUAAAUGGCCAUUUUGAUGAGAAGGAGGUGAUGGUGGUGCUGAAAUUGGGGUUGAUGUGCUCAAAUGAUGUGCCUGCUGCUAGGCCUAGCAUGAGGCAAGUGGUGAGGUAUUUGGAUGGGGAAGUUGAGGUGCCAGAGGACUUGAAAAAACCAGGGGCAGUAAGCCACCAUGAGGGGUUUGAGGAGUUCUUGCACUCACUUGCAUCUUCUUCAUUUGAUAAGAUGAGUUCAGGUUCCAACUUUGGAAAUAGAGACAUGGAUUCUAGUUUUCUUUCCUUUUCUAAUUCACCUCAUUCCCUUCUCCAUGGUAGUGGGGAAACUAGGUGAUUCUGCAUUAUUAUACUGAGCUGUGAUAUAUACUUUCUUUACUUAUCUUUUCUCACUUGAGAAUUUUCAUUUGUUUUUACAUGCUAUGAUGUAUGUCUCAAUUAUAGAAGAUCUUGGAUAUGAUGAAAUGAAAAAAAAACUAGUAAGUUACAAUUGCUA
Glycine soja is the source of this 2619-nucleotide messenger RNA. RefSeq names its product L-type lectin-domain containing receptor kinase S.4-like. The coding region runs from base 436 to 2460 and encodes 674 amino acids. The transcript has a single exon. Gene Ontology annotation, cellular component: plasma membrane. Gene Ontology annotation, biological process: protein phosphorylation. The record is from RefSeq and is a predicted model, not a curated record. Gene Ontology annotation, molecular function: carbohydrate binding; ATP binding; protein kinase activity. Lineage: Eukaryota; Viridiplantae; Streptophyta; Magnoliopsida; Fabales; Fabaceae.